GCGGAUGUGCGAGUGGGGCGUGAUUACACAUGUAAACUUAAAAACACCAACAAACUUUGAACGAAAGGAAACUCGAGUAGUCUCCGUUCAGAUGAGAAGGCUCGUCUACUAACGCAGUUGAAACAAUUCGCGGUGUGGAUUUUAUCUAGCUUUUUCUCCAACAGAUUUUGUGUCUCCUCGGUAUGGACUACUAUUCAUUUUGAACUGAAGCUUUCACUGCGACAUCACUGCUGUCUUUCUUGGAUAACAUUGAUCUUCUUUGAGCUUCGAUUUGAAAAUGUUGGACAAACGUAUGGAUGACCUGUACUUGCACCAAGUUAACGACGUUAGAGGAAAACCUGCCAAGGAGCCAUUUGAGAAACUAUAUCAUGUUGGUGCGCUGCUGGGAAGCGGUGGUUUCGGGUCAGUUUUCGCUGGACAACGCAUCGCUGACGGCUUGCAGGUGGCCAUCAAGAAAAUUUCUAGUGACAGGAUACAGCAAUGGGCGCGACUGCCUGGCGAGGCCGGCCUGGUUCCCAUGGAGAUCGCGCUGCUGCUGCAGCUGGGGGGCGGGGCGGGAGCUGGCCAUCUGCACCGCGGCGUGAUCCGGAUGCUGGACUGGUUCGAGAUCCCCGGCCAGGGCUUCCUGAUUGUGUUCGAGAGGCCGCAGCCCUGUCAGGACCUCUUCGACUUCAUCACGGAGCGCGGCGCGCUGGAGGAGCCUCUUGCCCAGAGGUUCAUGAGGCAGAUAGUGGAAGCUCUGCAGUUCUGCCAAGCCAGGGGCGUGGUCCACAGGGACAUAAAGGAUGAAAACGUCCUGGUGGACACCCGCACCGGGGACGUCAAGAUCAUCGAUUUUGGCUCCGGCGCUCUGCUCAAAGACUCCGCCUACACAGACUUUGAGGGCACUCGAGUGUACAGUCCCCCGGAGUGGAUCGUGCACCACCGCUACCACGCGCGGCCGCUGACGGUGUGGUCGCUGGGCGUGCUGCUCUUCGACAUGGUGUGCGGCGACAUCCCCUUCGAGCGGGACGGCGAGAUCGUGGAAGCCCAGCCCAGCUUCACCAAGCGCGUCUCCAGCGAAUGCCAGUCUCUGAUUCGCUGGUGUCUGGCCUAUCGGCCGGAGGAUCGGCCGUCCCUGGAGCAGAUCCUGCUCCACCCCUGGAUGGAGGCCGCAGCGGACGACUGUGGGGACCUGCAGGGAGGGGACGGCAUGCCCAGCCAGUCAAGCCUGUGAACUUUGGGCUUUUAGGAAAAGGGUCUGGGGGAAACUUCACAUGCCUUAUUUUUACGACUGCCAACUCCGAUUUAUUAAUGCACUGGUUCUCUCCACCUCAUCUCUCCCCCUUGAGUGAACAUAUUUAUACUUUUAAUUUAAAUCGUUUUAGUGUCUGAAGCUUCAGCAGUAGUUACUGUUGAUGGUCUUUGUGGUGUUUGAAUAGGGGGGUGAAGUUGCAACUGUAACAGCAGUUUUGCAAAAUCUGAAAACAACUAGAAAUAACUAGACUCUAAAGAUAAAGGUUUGAAGGGUUGAAGCCAUUGUCGAAUUACACAGUACUCCUUUGGCCACAUGCAUCAUUGUGGAUUUAAAUCUUAAUGUUUUCUAUUUAUUUUCUGAGCAGCUAUUUAUUUUCAAGGGUGGUCUAUCUAUUUAUUUAAGUCUUGGUAGCGCAAUGGGCAUGUUGAAGUUUCCCGUAUUCUCUUCUGUUUUCCGAAGUCUGAAAACGGCCGGUAUAUGGAUUAGCUGAAUCUGUGUACGUUGCCAUGUGGAGACCUGGUUUUACAGGUUAUUAUCAGAAGCGGUGGCGUUUGGUACCUCAGUUUUAUGAGGGAACAGUGACUCGUAUUUCCGUUGCCCCUGGAGGAAGUCCACUCACAAGAGGAACACGGCAGAAAAGCCUUCAUCUCCAAAGAGCUCCUGAGAUCGAGUCGUUGCCAAACUGCAUCUUGGGACGUUGAAGCCACCCACUGUGGAGUUAUGGAGGGGAAAACCAUGUGGACUCUCACAAGGGCCGUGGUCGUGCAGUUGGCUUCUGAGUCCCUCACAUGUAUAGAUGUGUGUGUUUGUGCGUGUGCUUUACUUUAAAUGUUUCGGCAGAUCUACUCAUCCUCGGGUGGUACAAUCGUCAAGGUUGCCUGGAGCAGUGAACCGGAAUUCUGAACGUCACACUGAACCAGGAAAAUGAAGCCUAGUACAGAUUUUUAUUUUAGUCGAACAUAACUGUACAUUGUCUCCAGAAAUGUUGAGUCAACUAGUUGUGUUUUUUUUUGUUUACACUGAGCAAGUUAUUCAGUCUGUGUCUCAGGUUAAGUCUGAAUGUUUACCCAGAGAGCCAAAAACAACCUCGUCUGCCUCAGGAAGCUUGGCGUCAGCAGGCCCCAGAACACAGUCUGCCUUGAGAGCCGGCUCGCCUACUUUUGCUUAUUUAUUUGUUUCCUUUUUUGGCGAAAGCAGGAACCUUUUGGACCAAACGUACCCUGUUUUUCACCGAAUUCUGUUUUCACUUUCUCCUGGCCACUUACCUGUUUAAAUAUAUCAUGUGGGGAAGUAGCAUUGAACGUUGGGUUUAGCUGUAAUGCUUUGUAGUGCCCACAUUAGGUACUUAAAACAGGUACAGUUUGGAUGUUCAGUUUAUAAUAUCCAUUCAUGACUUCAACACAUGCUUAAAAUAACUUUUCUAAUACCCUGCCAUUUGAUACCUUCUUUUUGGGAGGAAAAAAGAAGUGUUCUUUUGUUGAAAAGUGGUUGAAUUAUUCAGAGUGUAUUUCCUGAAUUGUUGUUCAAUAAGAAAACAAUUGCACACGUUUCAAUAUUGACCAGUUGUCAAGGAGAUGGGGUUAAAACAACAUGAUGUUGCAGUACUUCUUCUAUUUUAGGUAAUCCUAGUUACCCACUGGGGUUGGAACAGUUCUAUUUGUUGUAAAUACUUAUGUAUUGUUUUGUUGUAAUGUGACAAUUGUCACAUUACAUGUUAUAUUUAAAUGCAAAGACAAAUUGAAUAUGUUAUUUAUUAAAAUAUUGUUUCAAAGAAAAUAACUACUUGUCAAUAAAAUAUUUGAAAGAUUGA
Messenger RNA from Anguilla rostrata (American eel), 3047 nucleotides. It is a transcript of the gene pim2, whose product is annotated as Pim-2 proto-oncogene, serine/threonine kinase. Gene Ontology annotation, molecular function: ATP binding; protein serine/threonine kinase activity. The transcript has 7 exons. Gene Ontology annotation, cellular component: cytoplasm. The record is from RefSeq and is a predicted model, not a curated record. Gene Ontology annotation, biological process: protein autophosphorylation; negative regulation of apoptotic process. The coding region runs from base 278 to 1216 and encodes 312 amino acids. NCBI's taxonomy places the organism in Eukaryota, Metazoa, Chordata, Actinopteri, Anguilliformes, Anguillidae.